UAAAUCUAGGGAUUUUUAUUUCCAAACAAUCAAACAUAACGUCUAAAAGGCGUGGCUGUCAUCAAUUUUAUCACAACCCAAACAAAAACAUGUUUAAUCUGGUUUUAUCGACGAUUUUAAUCUUAUCUUCACCAGUAUGGUCACAAAGAUCCCCUACGAUAUCAUAUAUAUCCCAAGAAGUAAUCGUGGAUAUAGGGGGAACGGCUCAAAUGCAAUGUUCAGUACAAUAUGUGCAUGAAUACCCGGUGGUUUGGAUGAAAUUAGAUCAAAAUGGAGGAGGUCAAGGAGUUCCAAUUUCAACGGGGGCGACCCUAAUCGUUCAUGAUUCACGAUUUUCUCUCAGGCAUGAUCAAGGAAGCUCAACCUAUACGUUACAAAUUAAAGAUAUUCAAGAAACUGAUGCUGCUGUUUACCAGUGCCAAGUUAUUAUAUCUGUUAAUAACAAGAUUUCAGCGCCUGUUUCGUUAUCGGUGAGAAGGCCCCCGGUUAUUAGCGAUAACUCAACUCGAUCGGUGAUUGUUUCUGAAGGACAAUCUGUGGAAUUAAAUUGUUACGCAUCCGGCUACCCAACCCCAAAAAUCUCUUGGCGUCGCGAAAACAACGCAAUCCUCCCCACGGGUGGUUCAAUUUACCGCGGAAACGUGUUAAAAAUUAAGCGCGUCCGAAAAGAAGAUCGAGGCACUUAUUAUUGCGUCGCCGAAAACCUCGUUGGCAAAGGAACCCGUCGCAACAUGAACGUCGAAGUUGAAUUUCCCCCCGUCGUUACCGUCCCAAGACCCCGCGUUGGUCAAGCCUUGCAAUACGACAUGGAUAUGGAGUGUCACAUCGAAGCGUAUCCGCUCCCAUCGAUUAUUUGGUUAAAAGACGGUGUUGCAUUAUCAUCGAAUCAACAUUAUAGUGUUUCAACUUUUGGUGCAGCUGAGGAAUUCACCGAUAGUACGCUUCGUGUCAUUACCAUUGAGAAGAAACAAUAUGGAAAGUACGUUUGUAAGGCGACGAAUAAGUUGGGGAGAUCCGAAGCGGAAGUUGAUUUAUUUGAAUCGAUAGUGCCUAUUUGUCCACCUGCUUGUGGGCAAUCUUACACUGGAAAUGCGAUCUCUUUGUCUGCCUCGACCGUCUUAAUAUUAUGUUUGGUUGUAUUUUUAAGGUUUUAAUUAGGAAUGAUUAACUCGAAUUCUGUAAUAUUGGCUAAUAUUGAAUGAAUUAUUUCAAUCUCAUUACACAUCUUACUCGUAAUAGUUUUAGUAUUUAACUGAAUGUAUUUAUUUUGACAACAAGGCUGCUGUUUUGUUGUGAAAAAAUGUUUUUUUUUAUUGUUGUAUAUAACCGAGUCCAUAUUUCGAAUUUAAUAUCUUCCUGAUGUUUUUAUUUUAUUUUAUUUUUUUGAAUUGAUUUAAAAGUGGACUAAUAACAAUAACAAUAUUAUUAAUACAAUAGAAUUUAGGGAUGAUGAAUUUAUUGGAACAAACAACGUGUAGUAUUUUUUUAUUGCAGGCACUAACGAUAUUAUUAAAGAUAGUAUUUUUCACGCACGUCUAUUUGUAAAUAAAUUCGAUCGAUAUUAUUUUAAAUAUUGUAAGGAUUUUUGUACUUUGUAAUUUUGUACAAAUAAAGAAUACGUUUUAAUAAAAAAAAUAGAGUCCAAUGUGGAACUAACUAAA
Messenger RNA from Onthophagus taurus, 1661 nucleotides. It is a transcript of the gene Lac, whose product is annotated as septate junction protein lachesin. Gene Ontology annotation, cellular component: neuron projection. The record is from RefSeq and is a predicted model, not a curated record. Lineage: Eukaryota; Metazoa; Arthropoda; Insecta; Coleoptera; Scarabaeidae.